Molecule: messenger RNA, 1371 nt
Organism: Magnolia sinica
Lineage: Eukaryota; Viridiplantae; Streptophyta; Magnoliopsida; Magnoliales; Magnoliaceae
Product: F-box protein At5g03100-like
Exons: 3
Coding region: 1-1371 (456 amino acids)
Molecular function (GO): protein binding
Source: RefSeq, a predicted model, not a curated record
AUGUUGCAAGAUAGGAUUAGUGAUUUACCAGAUUCUCUCAUACAUGAAAUCCUCUCUCACUUAGAGAUGAAAGACGUAGUAAAAACCUGCGUCCUUUCCACUCGUUGGAAACACGUCUGGACGCAAAUAUCAGUUCUCAACUUCAAGCAACGCCACCACAUAGGAUAUAGAUUAUUUGACAGAUCAGUUGAGGAUUUCUUCCGCUUCGUCUGCUGUUCGCUUGCUCUCCACAAAUGCCCAAAGAUCCACAGAAUCCGACUCUCCAUCCAACACCCUACAAGAGAGGGAAAUUUCUGUAACGAACAAAUUCAUGGGUUAAUCCACUUUGCUAUUGCACGAAAAGCCAGAGAGCUCAAACUGGACAUAUCCUACCCCUACGUUCUAAACCUCUCUCUACUUGAGAUGGGGUCGCUAGAGGUGUUAAAGCUUCACCUCUGCACCCUCAAACUCCCUCCUCCAGCUUUCAAAGGCUUUAAAAACCUCAAGACGAUGUCCCUCUUAGGUGUGUCUUUUAAUGGUGGCAAUGUGGGAGAGCUCUUGGCUUGCUGUCCAAUACUUGAAUCUUUGACGGUCAUUGAUUGUCAUGAUGAUAUUAGAAUUCAUGUUUCUUCUUCAAAUAGGCAGCUUAAGCACUUAUCUUUGAAAGGAGAACAUAAGUUGGAUAUUUGUGCCCCAAAUCUUUUAUCAUUGGACAUCUCUAUGCCCAUCAACACGUUUAAUUAUUCGCUCGUAACUUCAUCUUCACAAACUAAUGUGUGCCUUGAUCUUUACUUGGAAUUGUAUUGGGUUAUCGCAAUCACAAUAAGUGAGGUUAGAGUGAUGCAGAAGAUUCUGAAAGAUGUUCAUCGUGCUAGAGUUCUUGAACUAUACAGUACUUGCAUUCAGGUGUUGUCUAUGUGCGAAUUAGAGCAGCUAUCAUCUCCCAUCUCUAUGCAUAAGUGUUUGGUACUAAAUUCAGCAUUGGGAAAGUGGGAACUUCCAGGUAUAGCUUGUUUGUUGAGGAGUUCACCUGAUCUUGAGAGUCUUUUGGAUCAGACCUUUAUGGACAAACAUGAGUAUGUUAUAGAAGGAUAUUUGGAAUCACAAUUCUCUUGUCUUCUACAUCACCUCAAGACUAUCAAGAUAUCUGGCUUCACUAAGGGGAUGUUUCGUAUCAACAAUAGCAAAAACAAAAUAAAACUCGUGAAAGUCUUGCUAAAGCAUGCCGUGGUCUUAGAGAAAAUGACUAUUCAAAUCACUCAUAUACCAAAUUAUUCUUGUGAUAAGGUAAACUUGUCAAGAUUACUGUUAAAGUUGGAGAGAAAAUUUCAAGCUUUUAAGAAAGCCUCUACUCACGCAGAAAUAUUGUUCUCGUAUGAUUUCGAUGAAUGA